This is a messenger RNA of Drosophila subpulchrella, 1601 nucleotides long. RefSeq names its product probable serine hydrolase. The coding region runs from base 476 to 1510 and encodes 344 amino acids. The transcript has 4 exons. The record is from RefSeq and is a predicted model, not a curated record. Lineage: Eukaryota; Metazoa; Arthropoda; Insecta; Diptera; Drosophilidae.
UUCCUAAUCGAAACGUUGACCUUCCAACCAGGUACUCAAGAUAAUACUAGAGGUGGACAACUACUGUAUUACUAGACCGAGUCUAAAGGCCAAAAUACAAAGGGCUUUCUUUCGUGAUGAGAACAUUGUCACUCAGAGAUUGAAAUUCGAAUAAUUGGCAUAUCAAUGGAUUAUACUAAUUGGAAUAUGUAUAAAGAUGAUUUCUACGGCACUAAAGCUUUUCUAACUAACAUAACAACAAAAAGAAUUCGAAUCAAAACAUCAUAAUUGGAUAACUUAACAACUUCAAGGUUAAAAUCUUGUCAUAGAUAAAUUGGUCCGCAAAAAUCAAUUUUGGACGUUAGUCGUUGACCAGCUGUUCUACCCUAAGGAGGUUCCAUUUUUGAUACUUAAGAUAACAUUGAACGUGUGCCACCAAUUCAAGAUCUUGGCUAAAAGUUGCCGACGUUCAAAGUUCAGUAGACCGUUUAUUGGGAUGGGAACUUUGUCUUUGAGUGACUUUAAAGAGGUGAGAAUACCGGCACCUUGGGGUCACAUCUCCGGACGUUGGUAUGGUAAUCGAACCGAACGGCCGAUUCUCGCAAUCCACGGAUGGUUGGACAAUCUGGGAACCUUCGAUCGGUUGAUUCCCCUGCUCCCCGAUUAUAUAGGAGUGCUCUGCAUUGAUCUUCCCGGACAUGGAAGAUCCUCUCGCCUUCAGCCGGGGAUGCACUACGCCGUCGACGAUUACGUGCUGAUCAUUCCUAGAGUGAUGAAGGAGUAUGGCUGGUCAAAAGUUUCCUUGAUGGGUCACUCCCUGGGUGGCAUCGUAAGCUUCAUUUACACCGCACUGGCGCCAAAUACAGUGGAUAUGGUUAUCUCCUUGGACAUGUUGCUUCCCACGAGUUUGGCCCCCAAAGAGGCACUGGCCUAUGUGAUCCACAGCAUGGAGAAGCACCUGGUGGAAGAGGAUCGUCAGGUGGAGAGCAAUCUUCACGAGCCGCCAUCGUACACUCUGUCUGAGAUGGCCAAAGUCGUCGCCAAAGGAAGCUUACACUCUGUCACCCCCGAGUUUGCUAAGCACCUACUGCACCGCCAGGUGUUAAAGUCACAGCUCUAUCCGAAUAAAUUUUAUUUCUCCAGGGAUGGUCGGGUUAAGUAUUACAAUGUAACGCAAAUGGAACCUGGAUUCGCCGAGGAGAUGACGAAACGGAUCGGAAGAAAGCCCUACUUGGUCAUUAAAGCCUCAAUGUCUUCAUUCAUUGGACCUAAAGUGGAAAAGCCGUUAGCCAUUUUACACCAAAAUAAUCCGCACUUUGAGUUCUACGAGGUGGAGGGUACUCAUCACGUUCAUCUCCAUGCCGCCGAGGAGUGUGCCCGUUACAUAGUGCCCUUCAUCAGGCAUCAUCGACCUCCGGCUCUGACUUCUUGGUCUUUUAGUGGAAAGGAACAGCAACUUAGUGCUGAGGAAAAGCGAGUGCAACAAGAAAGAUUCUUCGAAAUAAGCAAAAACAAACGCAGCAAACUGUAAAGAAACUGACUAACAGGUCUUUGUUAGUUUAUUAUUCAUUUUCACAUUAACAUGAAAAGUAUUUUAAAAUAUAAAUCACGAAUAACUUUGA